Messenger RNA from Lampris incognitus (smalleye Pacific opah), 3107 nucleotides. RefSeq names its product ras-related protein ralB-B-like. The coding region runs from base 162 to 767 and encodes 201 amino acids. Lineage: Eukaryota; Metazoa; Chordata; Actinopteri; Lampriformes; Lampridae. Gene Ontology annotation, cellular component: plasma membrane. The transcript has 5 exons. The record is from RefSeq and is a predicted model, not a curated record. Gene Ontology annotation, molecular function: GTP binding; GDP binding; GTPase activity. Gene Ontology annotation, biological process: Ras protein signal transduction.
CGUCGGUCUGCGUCCAGUUUACAGGAGGCGAAAACGCGCCGCAGCGACUUUUCCUGGCGGAUAAACUUUCACCGAGCGGACAAAAGUCUCGGACAGAAAGUAGUCUCCCCUGUCAGUGAACACGGCGUGCGUGUUAGCUGACGCAUACCAGAGACGGAAACAUGGCGUCCGGGAAGAACAAGAACCAGGGUUCUCUGGUCCUUCACAAAGUGAUCAUGGUUGGGAGUGGCGGUGUUGGCAAGUCUGCUCUCACUCUCCAGUUCAUGUAUGAUGAGUUUGUUGAGGACUAUGAACCCACCAAGGCAGACAGCUACAGGAAGAAAGUGGUUCUGGAUGGGGAGGAGGUCCAGAUCGACAUCCUGGACACCGCGGGUCAGGAGGACUACGCUGCCAUCAGAGACAAUUACUUCCGGAGCGGAGAGGGAUUCCUGCUGGUAUUCUCCAUUACCGAGCACGAGUCCUUCACAGCCACCUCGGAAUUCAGGGAGCAGAUCCUGCGGGUGAAGGAGGAAGAAGGGAUCCCUCUCCUCCUGGUGGGGAACAAAUCGGACCUCGAGGAGCGCCGGCAGGUGUCGGCUGAUGAGGCCACAGCGAAAGCAGGGCAGUGGGGGGUGCAGUACGUGGAGACCUCGGCCAAGACCCGCGCCAACGUGGACAAGGUCUUCUUUGACCUCAUGCGGGAAGUCCGGAAGAAGAAAAUGGCCGAGAGCAAGGACAAAAAUGGACCGAGUGGGAAGAAGAAGAAACAGCGCUGCUGUAUACUUUAAUCAGGAAGUACUCCCGGUGGGAUGUCGAGGUCGCGGAAGUCAAGCCCCGCCCCCCACCGCGUGGACUGAGCCAAUCGGGCAGCUGCAGUUAAACUGCACAUUUCCUGGAUGCCACACAGUUAAUCUCCAAACAGCGGCGGUAACCACCGACACUGCUUCAAUUUCCAAACUGAGAGACCACAUACCACAUUUCUCUCAUCAAAUGGUAAUGUUUUGUUUUUUUAAGAGCGCCAGUCAAGACUUUAUAUUUUCUGGUUCUGUGCAAACUCUGAAUUUGUGUUGAAUCAGGUUCAAGCCAAAGUUUCUUUCUCACAAGUGGAAAAUUAAAUGUCCGUUCGUCAGAAUACACGUCACUGAUUGGCCACGUUCAGAAAAACUCAAAAAGUGUUGGUACUAUUUCUCUUGUGUCCUCGCUGAGCGGUAAACGCACACACCUGUUAGAAGGCCCAUUCUGAACCGUUGGCGUCUGCCUCUGAUCAGUCUACAUGGAGUCCUUCAUCAUCACAUAGUCCAUCCCUUUAAAACAAAGACGGGGUAGUAAGUAGGACCGUAUGCCAACUUCUAAAAGCCCAGCAAAGUCAACUUUUAAUUCAGGUUCAGCUUGGUGGGUCGGACGUAUGUAGGACAGAGAAAGGGACACUAACCGUUCAGAAAAUGGUUUUAAGCCAUGUUGGCAGACGCAUAUGUUUUUUUGAUGGUGAGGAAAGGAACAAAACUCAAAUUUUAUGUGUAAAGAGUCAAAUCACUUUGUUUCAUACAUUUCGAGAGACACUGGGGCCAUGCUGAGUCGCUGGGUCUUUGGUUUGGGUCUGGAGAAGAUGUUCUCAUGUUAUCACAGAUUUACCAGCCAACGCCACUGACUCUUUAUUUGGUGACUGAUAGUUUCCUGUGUCACCAGACGUGGAAGACACAUGGGUCUGUUUUUUUAUGCCGUUACUGGAUUGUACAUCAACAAAAUCGGCUCCCGGUUUUUCCGAUCCGUUAGCCACCUCGGCCAGUUAGCAAACCUCCAGUUUCCCAUCCUGAAUUUGCAGGUUGGUUUUUUUGCCGGAGCCAUCAUCCUAUUGCAGGAAGGCAGCCUUCACUUCACACAUCUGAAAGGUGCACGGAUGAGCAGCGGUCAUUAUGUUGCUAAAGGACUUGGUCUUGGUUUCAGUGUGCGGUAACCACAAACGUUUGACCCGAUAUAUUCCCUCACCAACACCAACCUUUCAAGGGUUUGUUAAAUACUUAAAAACAAGUAUGUCUGUGUACCACAUGUACCAGAAGGCUGUCGAGUAAAGGCAAUAUCAAAUAUACUAAGAAAUGGUUCACUGAAAAGAAGAAAAAAAGGUCACAUGACUAGCGUCCACCAACAACAACCUGAAGCCAGUUCUGACACAGCAAGAGACCGUUUGAAUGUAAAUCACAUUGAGGGUUUUUUUUUUUUGGUUUUUUUUUGUGAAUUUUUCCCCCAUUUUCUCCGCAGUUGUAUCUGGCCAAUUAUCCCACUCCCCUGAACUACCCCGGUCUCUGCUCCACCCCCUCUGUCGAUCCGGGGAAGGCUGCAGACUACCACAUGCCUCCUCCCAUACAUGUGGAGUCACCAGCUGCUUCUUUUCACCUGACAGUGAGGAGUUUGACCAGGGGGGUGUAGCGCGUGGGAGCGUCACACUAUUCCUUCCAGUUCCCCCUUCCCCCCCUGAACAGGUGCCCCGACCGACCAGAGGAGGCGCUAGUGCAGUGACCAGGACACAUCAACAUCUGGCUUACCACCUGCAGACACGGCCAAUUGUGUCUGUAGGGAUGCCUGACCAAGCCGGAGGUAACACAGGGAAUUGAACCGGGGAUCCCCAUGUUGGUAGGCAACACAAUAGACCGCUACGCUACCUGGAUGCCCACGUUAUGAGUUUUUGGUAAAUUUCUCUAUACCUUCACUUGCCAUGUAGCCGUAUUUGUGACGACCGUACCUGGUGUUAAUGGAAUUUAAAGGGCUUUUCCCCAAACCGUCGAACGGCGUCUGAGGAGCGUCCAUUUUUCACGUCAUUUCUUUUGACAUCAGGACACACGUCGUCACACAUUCCUGAUAUACAUUUAUGUCUACACACACUUUUGUGUAUAAAUGCUUCCAUUCUUCAGCUAUCACACCAACGCUACUGUAUUUAACUUGGACCCACACGUCAUGGGGACUGUACUGAACUGUACUCCUGUAUUUAUCACAUCAAGUCGUUCCCAGACGUCGUCUGUGAUUUGUAAUGGAUUUGACACAAUGCACUUUUGGGCCAAAUUGCAUGUCUGUUUUUCUUUGCUACACAAAUAAAGUCAUUUACAUUUGAUAAUAAAAAAAGCAGCUGGUUGUUC